Molecule: messenger RNA, 3420 nt
Organism: Drosophila santomea
Lineage: Eukaryota; Metazoa; Arthropoda; Insecta; Diptera; Drosophilidae
Gene: p130CAS
Product: breast cancer anti-estrogen resistance protein 1
Exons: 4
Coding region: 432-2810 (792 amino acids)
Biological process (GO): cell surface receptor protein tyrosine kinase signaling pathway; cell migration
Cellular component (GO): cytoplasm; plasma membrane
Molecular function (GO): protein binding
Source: RefSeq, a predicted model, not a curated record
UGCUGCGGUGCAGACCUCGUUCGGGAUUUAAGCGCAUGGAAACGUGAGAUACGAAAUCCGAUUCGUGACAACCUAACUAAAAGUACAAACGAGAGAUAUUCGGGAAGCCGCGAUUUGCUACAUUUGUGGUUUGGCAGCGUCUUUUGUUUUCGGAUUCGGUUUUUUCGGCUGCCCGCGGCUAAACUUGAAAUUAAGCUGACUCAGCAAAGCCAGAUACAAGAUACAUAUGCAGAUGCGAGCUCAGUGCUGAGCUGCAGAUAGACAACAGUGAAAUGAGAUAAGAGUGGCCAGAUACACGUCGAAAAACUUUAUUUAUAUUGUCCUGGAUUAAAUAUAUCUAAAGACAUCUCGAUUGUGGCCGUCAACAUGUCGUGCUAAGCUGCGACUGCUCCAGCUCAACCCAGAUCGCAAAUCAGACCCACGAACCAAAGAUGCUGGACAAGACUACCAGCUCAUCCGUGUCGGUGUCCACCUCCUGCUGCAGUUCAAAUGCCACCAAUGCGGACCUAGACUACGAUGUGCCUGUCUCCCGCCGCAUCCUCAUAAAAUCGAAACUUUACGCCAAGGCCAUUUACGAUAAUUAUGCGGACACGUCGGACGAGCUGCCCUUCAAGAAGGGCGACAUCCUCACCGUUCUUGAGCAGGACACGGAGGGCUUCCAGGGGUGGUGGCUCUGCUCCCUACGCAACCGACAGGGUCUUUGCCCGGGCAACCGGUUGCGCGUCUUGAACUCGUACGACUCGGGAUGCUUCUCUCCCUCGCCGGCCAGCUCUCCAAUUCCGUCCCUGGCGGCCAGCACGGCCACGCUGAACAGCUCCAUCUGCUCGGCGGAGAUAUACGAGAACGGUUCCAUCAUCAGCGCGGUGUCGUCCUCAAACUCCCAUUCGACAGGGGCUAGUAAUGGACUCGGAGCGGAGUCGACGUCUCGCGGCUCGAGGAGAUCGUGGCACGCCUCGCCGACAAAGGUAAUCACGCCGCAGAGACACGGUGAUGUCUACAUCUACAAUUACUCGCCUGGAUCAGCGACAGGAUCUGGAGCAAGAGCCGCGCCCAGCACGCCGCAGCAGCAGAUCUAUAGCAACCAAAGCAUCUACCAGAACUUUGCAAUGAUGUCCAGUCCCCGCCAGAACGGAAAUGGCAGCGAGUUCGAGACCUAUGACAUACCCAAGCCGGCCACGCCCGUGCCGCUGAACUACGACAGUCCCAGAAGCGGUUUUCCCAAGGCUUCUAGCUCCACAACGACCUCCAGCUCCAGUCUAGGCGCCCGGUUCGAGACACUCAAAAGCGUGGCCGCCUCCAUCGCGGAGGAGUCCUACGAUGUACCACGACCCCUGAUCUUAGGCAGCAUCCAUCUCCAGCAGCAAAUGUCACAGAUGACGCCCAGCAGCUCCGCCUCCUCACUGCUGACCAGCGACAGCCUUUCCCUGAGUUUAUCCAGCUCAAACCGUUCCUCACUGGCCAACAUGCCGGACUACGAUAUCCCUCGCCGAAAUCCGCUUCCUGUGCGUCGCCAACAAAGUGGGCUGACCUACGACUUUCCGCUGCCUCCGCUGCAGGAGCAGGACAACCGAGUGCUGUCUACACCCGCCGUCACUACUACCAAAGAACUGCCUCUAGAGCUCUCCUCCGCACUAGAAACACUCGCAAAGCUGCAACAGCAGACUACUGCCGCCAUAACCCGAUUGCUGAGUUUCGUAGUGCCCAACUGGCGCACCCGCGCUCAACUCGAGCCGGCCAUCAUGGAGCUGAAACUGGCCGCCCUGCGCCUGCGCACCACACUCCACGACCUGGCAGAGUUCGGGGAGGGAGCCCUGGGAAACGCUACGCGUUCGGAGGACCGAAACCUGGCCCUCAAGCUGCGGCCCUUGGUGCGGGCUUUGCGGGAUGCCAACAAGCUUAUUCACGACUCCUCCGAAUCCCUCGAUGCCCAGGGCGCCUGGUCCGUAGAUCAGCUGGCCAGAAGUGACGAGAAGCACGGCUGUCGUCCACCGGACGCACUGGACCAACUGAUGGUUUGUGCCCAGACGCUCACCGAGGAUGUGCGCUCCACCACCAGUUUCAUCCAGGGCAACGCCUCGCUUCUUUUUAAGCGGCAGCUGACCGCGGGUCAGAACGGAGGAUCAGGAACUGGAGCAUUCGAGGGCAGUCGGGGCAGCGCGGAAUGGCUGGAGGACUACGACUACGUGGCCUUUGAGUCCAAGGAUGCAGCUGCCAGAAAAAACGAGGCUUUGCGUGAGGCUAUUUCCGCUGACCUGAAGACGCAGUUCGAUACGGUUAUCCGGACUGCUGAGAGUUCGGCCAUGGGCGCUGGUUCUGGAUCGAUUCCAACCACGCCCACUGCGCGCACGACACCUACGACGCCCUGCAAGUCGCCAGAGAUGACCGACAAGGACAAGAAGCUGGUGCGCUACUACGCCCAACAGAUCUCUACCCAUAUGGGCAACUUGAUGCAGGCCAUUGAUUCCUUCCUGGAGACAGUGGAGAAGAACCAACCGCCCAAGUUCUUCAUUGCAUAUGGAAAGUUUGUGGUAGUAAGCGCCCACAACCUGGUAACCAUAGGCGACAACGUUUAUCGUAACAUUUCAAAGGAGGCGCUGCGGGAGAAAAUCCUGCGAUGCACCAACGCCCUCUCCGAAGCCCUUAAAACCUGCGUCUUGAAGUCGAAGAAGGCGGCAGCCCACUUCCCCAGUGGUAGUGCAGUCCAGGAGAUGGUCGAUUCGGUGGUGCACAUCAACAACUUGGCCCGGGAACUCAAGGCGGUCAUGCUGCAGGCAGUUCAUCUGUCGACGGCGGCGGGAGUGGGAGCAUGAAUGGAUUUCUGCCAACCAGUAUUAGCUGAGAGGCGUGAAGCCAGGUCUUCCAGCAUCGUCCGCGCUUUGGUAGAUGUAGGAUAUGCACGUGUAUCUGACAUCGGCAUAUCCUGACCCAAUUGCCGCUUAUAUUUUGCAUUGUGAUAUUUUGAGCAAAACAUCUGAAAAUGCACAGCACCAUAGCCACAUGGCCCGAUCGCGCCAUCCCCGCCAGAACCCUGGUUCAGGCUAGCCUAAGUUCCGAUACUGUACAUAGUAAGCUCCCCUGGCCCAUAACGAUGUAAAUUAGCAUAUUCCCAAGCCCCCGCCAUGUCCACUAGCAAUGUUGUAUCAGUGAAGCAUUUCAGCAUAGUUUUGUAUACUCUAGAGCAUAAACUUAGCCGUACCACCACAUAACCAUCUGCAUAGGUUAAGCACGCAUUAUUAUACUUGCAUAGUCAGAAUCUAAAAGAUUUACACUCAAUAUUUUGAAUUGCGCCACGGCAGCUACAGUCAGCGAUAUACAAGCAUACACACAUAAAUCGUAAACAACCAAGAAAUCAGUAUGUAAUAUGAACAAUAAACUAAAGACUUCGAAUAAACUAAAAAUAAAAAAUAUAAUAUAUCAAAA